Carica papaya (papaya) is the source of this 2685-nucleotide messenger RNA. It is a transcript of the gene MAP3KA, whose product is annotated as mitogen-activated protein kinase kinase kinase 3. Gene Ontology annotation, cellular component: cytoplasm. Gene Ontology annotation, molecular function: MAP kinase kinase kinase activity; ATP binding. The record is from RefSeq and is a predicted model, not a curated record. Gene Ontology annotation, biological process: protein phosphorylation; MAPK cascade. NCBI's taxonomy places the organism in Eukaryota, Viridiplantae, Streptophyta, Magnoliopsida, Brassicales, Caricaceae.
CUCUCUCUCUCUCUCUCAAGCCUCAGCAGUACUCUUUAUGAGUUUCUCUCUCUAAGUGAAGAUAGAGAUAGAGAUAGAGAUAGAGAUAGAGAUAGAGAGAGAGCUUUUUGUAUCUAUAGUACAACUUGGAAAUUUAAUAGAGAAAAAAAAAUCCAGUCUUUUUCUUCGUUUCCUCUUCCUUUCGUCUCCGUAUAAAAUCGUUUUUCGAGACCCAAAUCUAAACUUUUCUUCUCUGUUUCCUCUCUUCUUCUUCUUCUUCUCCUCUUUUUUGCUUACUGAACUGCCUUCUGGAUUUCUCUCUUAAAAGUUCAGGAAACUGGUUUCAUUUUCUAAGUUUGUCAACCGAAAUGCCUGCUUGGUGGGGAAAGAAAUCGGGUAAAAACAAAGAAGAAAGUCAGCAAACUCAGGUCCAGGGACAAAACCCAUAUGCCAAUCACGGAAAUUUCUUGAAGUUAUCGACAAAGGCUGAUGCUACUAGCAAGAAGAAAGUAGUUGGCGGCGGCGGCGGCGGCGGCAGCAGCAACGAGAAGGAUAGGCCCAGGAGCUUCGAUGAGGGUGUUCUCGCGCGUAAUUCGCCGCGUAACAGCAAGGAUAUCGCCGUGAUCGGACCUGGGUCUUCAUCCGGGUUCUCGGGUUUCGACUCGGAUUCUGUGGAGAAAAUAGGGCAUCCUCUACCUCGUCCAUCGAUCUCCUCGAUGCCGGGUGAUCAGGUAGUUGGGUUGGGAUCUGGGUCGGGUUCGGUUUCGAGUGUGAGCUCAUCUGGGUCAUCUGAUGAUCACCAUAUCGUGAUUGAUCAGGUUCAAUUUGGUGGUUCCAGAGGACAAGGUGAUAUCAAGUUCAAGACAGCUCCAAGAAGCCCGGGUCCAGGAUCAAGAGGUCCAACAAGUCCAACAUCGCCUUUGCAUAUGCAGUUAUCUGGUAUGAGCCUUGAAUCUCCAACAGGGAGACAGGAAGAUGGAAAAUCUCAAUGUCAUCAGCUGCCUCUUCCGCCAGGUUCUCCCACCAAUCGAGCUGCAUUGCCCAAUUCGAGAAUUGGGGCAGCUGAAAACUCUCCUGCCACUCUGUCGAAAUGGAAGAAGGGAAGGUUACUGGGAAGGGGAACUUUUGGGCAUGUUUACCUUGGAUUUAAUAGUGAGAGUGGUCAAAUGUGUGCAAUAAAGGAGGUUAGGGUUGUUUCUGAUGAUCAGACUUCAAGAGAAUGUCUCAAACAAUUGAACCAGGAAAUAAAUCUGCUGAGUCAGCUGUCACAUUCAAACAUUGUUCGAUACUAUGGAAGUGAACUGGGCGAAGAGACGCUGUCAGUUUACUUGGAAUAUGUUUCUGGUGGUUCAAUCCAUAAAUUGCUCCAAGAAUAUGGUCCCUUUAGGGAACCUGUUAUUCAAAAUUAUACGAGGCAGAUUCUUUCUGGACUUGCCUACCUACACGGAAGGAAUACAGUUCAUAGGGACAUCAAAGGGGCAAACAUAUUAGUAGAUCCAAAUGGUGAAAUCAAGCUGGCAGAUUUUGGCAUGGCUAAACAUAUUACAGCUUGUACUUCAAUGCUUUCCUUUAAGGGAAGUCCGUAUUGGAUGGCCCCAGAGGUUGUAAUGAAUACAAAUGGCUAUAGUCUUGCAGUGGAUAUCUGGAGCUUAGGGUGUACAAUUCUAGAAAUGGCAACAUCAAAACCACCAUGGAGCCAAUUUGAAGGGGUGGCUGCAAUUUUUAAAAUCGGAAACAGCAAAGACAUUCCAGAUAUACCUGAUCACCUUUCAAACGAUGCAAAAAACUUCGUGAGGCUUUGUUUGCAAAGAGACCCAUCAGCUCGCCCUGCAGCUUCACAGUUGUUAGAUCAUCCAUUUAUUCGGGACCAAUCUACAACAAGAGUUGCUAACAUCAGCAUAACAAGAGAUGCUUUUCCUUAUGCUUUUGAUGGAAGCCGGACACCUCCAGCUUUGGAACUUCAUUCAAAUAGAACAAGUAUUAAUAUGUCUGAUGGAGAUUAUGUGGCUAAGCCAUUGCCCACAACAUCAAGAGUCACAAAGAGCCCAAGAGAAAACGUAAGGAUGAUUACGUCUUUGCCUGUCUCGCCAUGUUCAAGUCCAUUACGACAAUAUGGUCCGGCACAUAAGAGUUGCCUUCUGUCCCCUCCUUACCCGUCUUAUGCAGUAUCCGGUCAGAGUGGUUACAACUUAAGCGAGUAUGCAGUAAAUCCAUUGAGGCCGAACACAAGAUACAGCCAUGAUCCCUGGAUCGACACCUCUAUAUUGAGAUCCCAAACACCCAAUGCAUCACCAAGAACAAGACCAUUGUGAAAGCAAGAAAGGAAGGAAGAAGAAAAAGAAACAAUAUAUCCAACUCUCCUCGGAGCACCUCAGGGAGCUUAACGAUGGUAAUUUAUCGAAAGCACUUGUGAUGGGUAAGCUGUUCUCAAAGAAUUUGAAAGUGGUUUUACUUACUCCUUGAAAGAGGUAAGUAAAUUUACGCACCAUGGGAAGCCAAAAAGGUAAGGAUAAGAGUUAGUUCCAGGGAGAGAGUGGAUAUAUUGGUGUUAGUAAUUUGUUGUUGUGAGAUGAUUGUAAAUGGAAGGGAAUGAGUAUAUUUGUAAAAUUCAUGUAUACUUGCUUACACCCAGCAGUUUAUGAUGAUAAUAUAUACAGGUAAAACCCUUUUGACUAUCUGACAAUUGAAAUCUUCGAUCUUUUUGGA